Messenger RNA from Phytophthora nicotianae INRA-310, 165 nucleotides. RefSeq lists its product as hypothetical. The transcript is spliced from 2 exons. Lineage: Eukaryota; Oomycota; Peronosporomycetes; Peronosporales; Peronosporaceae. The record is from RefSeq and is a predicted model, not a curated record. The coding region runs from base 1 to 165 and encodes 54 amino acids.
AUGCAGAAGCUAGGUGAAGGUGUACUUAACCCAGACAAGCAGAGCAAGGUCAAUACCCUCUUUAAAAGCCUCAAGGUUAAUCAAACUCAGGCUGUGCUCAAAAUCUACAAGAACCGCCAGUGGCCAGCGGAAGAAGCGAUGUUCACGAUGUCAUCACCUCUAUGA